AUUCCCUUUCCAUUCCCAUAUACUUGGCCGGCUCGUCAUGAGGUUUUCCAUGGUGAUGUGCAAACCGACGGCACAGCCCUUGCUCGACGCAGCGGGCCUGGUCCGAAGGUCGGAAAUGGACUUUCUGAUCCCUUGGCGUCGGAAGGAGAAGGUCGUGCUGAUAUUAGGUGCGACCGGGACCGGCAAGUCUAGGCUCUCCAUCGACAUCGCGUCCCGUUUCCCCGUCGAGAUCGUGAACUCUGACAAAAUCCAAGCGCACAAGGGGCUUGAUGUCGUCACCAACAAGAUCACCGAGGUGGAGCAAUGCGGCAUCCCCCACCAUCUUCUUGGGACGAUCCCUCCCGAUGCGGACUUCACGGCAUCGGACUUUUGCGACUCUGCACUGCUUGCCAUCGAGUCAAUUAGGGCCCGUGGCAACACCCCUGUUAUUGUCGGAGGCUCGAAUUCAUACAUUGAGGCCUUGAUCACGGACGGUGAUUACCGGUUUCAAUCAAAGUACGAAUGCUGCUUCCUAUGGGUCGACACGGCCAUGCACGUGUUGCACUCAUUCGUGUCUAAGCGGGUCGAUAAGAUGGUCGAGAGGGGAAUGGUCGAAGAGGCGAGGAACUUCUUUGAUCCCGACGCGGAAUACUCAAGGGGAAUCUGGCGCGCCAUCGGGGUUCCUGAACUGGACUUCUUCUUCCGUACCGAGAAGUUCUUGGACCUACAAGCCCGUGCUCGGUUGCUCGAAGAAGCGAUAGAGGAAAUCAAGAACAACACGUGCAAAUUGGCAUACCGCCGAUUGGAGAAGAUCCACAGGCUCCGUAACCUGAAGGGUUGGAAUCUGCACAGGAUGGAUGCGAGACCAUCUUAA
Messenger RNA from Rhodamnia argentea, 853 nucleotides. RefSeq names its product adenylate isopentenyltransferase 3, chloroplastic-like. The coding region runs from base 38 to 853 and encodes 271 amino acids. Gene Ontology annotation, cellular component: mitochondrion. Gene Ontology annotation, molecular function: tRNA dimethylallyltransferase activity. The record is from RefSeq and is a predicted model, not a curated record. The transcript is spliced from 2 exons. Gene Ontology annotation, biological process: cytokinin biosynthetic process; tRNA modification. Lineage: Eukaryota; Viridiplantae; Streptophyta; Magnoliopsida; Myrtales; Myrtaceae.